Molecule: messenger RNA, 1998 nt
Organism: Babesia bovis T2Bo
Lineage: Eukaryota; Apicomplexa; Aconoidasida; Piroplasmida; Babesiidae
Product: putative integral membrane protein
Exons: 7
Coding region: 276-1997 (573 amino acids)
Source: RefSeq, a predicted model, not a curated record
AUCACAACAUAUUAAGAUAUAAUUCGUUCAUAAAGUAAGAUCAAGUUAUUUUAAAUAACCAUUGAAUUGCUUUAAGCAGGUACAAUAGACGUGCUGUCGCUUUAUCCUCACCUGCAUUUUGUGUAGACAUUGCUAUUAAUGUGUAGUUUGGCACAUGCCUUAUAUGGUAGAAUUAUGCCAAUCCAUUCACGUAUUACAGUCUUAUAAUACGAUGUGUGUAUCUUAAAAGGGCAUAUGCCUGUCUGAUUCUUUUAAAUGACGCUAAUAUUGAUGCGAUGGUUGGUACAAGGUCUUUUGAUAGGCAGGAUCGGUACAUUUUACAUCCUAAUACGUCACGAGGCGGUUUAAGAGGUAACACUAGUGAUCCGGACGGAUUUGUAGGUCGUUAUUCUGGCUUGUUGGCCCCGGCAGGGCGUAGAUCAUCUAAUUUCGAUGGAUAUUCUACUCCUGGUUCACGAUAUUAUUCUGUGGAUGUAUCCAUAGUUGGCAGUGGUUAUGAAACACCCGCAAGUGACGUAGCAGAUGAGAAUGAAAGUAUUCGUCAGAGUUACAUGAGCGGUCAGAUUGCUGACGUACUAAAGAAAUCGUUAUGGUGGAAUGUAGUCGGAGUCUUACUAACCUAUUUAACAAAAGAUUAUUACGUGAUACCAUUAAGUCAUAUAGUUUUGAACAUAUCAUUUUUAAUAUGUUCGUUAUUUUCCGACUUUUUGGCAGAGACAAUGUCUAUGCGGGCAUUACUAUGUUUUACGGUUUUGAGUCGCAUAGUAAUAUGGAUUUUUAUAUUUCCAUUAUGCUACAUUUUCUUUGGCUCUUACCUUGAACAACAGACUCUCUUUACAUGUUCAAUAUUGGUAAUUAUGGCUUUGGAUGGGUUUCAAGAGGCUCUAUCUAAAGCAUGUGAUAUCGCAAGGAAGGGUUUAGAUCGUCUUAGUCAUAAUUAUGACAUUGCGAUCACACCUGACAUCCAUAGCCGGAUGAACAAUUUAUAUCAAACUGCAUCUGCCACAUCUCUUCUACUGUUAGUUUUACCACUACUGGUCAUAUCUUAUGCGUUGAAGUACUUCACUUCGGAAUCCGAUUUGAUCCUCUUUUCAAUAGUUUUGGGUGGUACCUUUUUCAUCCUCUCUUUGAUGUCGCUAUGUUGCUACUCCCUGGGUCUUACCCAAGCCACUCCAAUACAUGGGAUGCUCCACCACGACAAUUUGGAGUAUUCUACAGAUGGUCUUUGUAAUGAAGUUAUUAUGAAAUUGGGUGAUAUAACCGAUGGAAUGAUGCUUGCUAUAUCAUCUGGCAAUUUAUUAAAGCAGAUAACUUUUCUGACUUUGGAAACUGCGUUUCAACAUUCCAUGAUAUGCUUCAUCAUCCCAAUCACUGCAUUUGCUAAUCAAGGUUUAUUGGAUUCUAGCUUGCUAUCGACUAGUUUGAUAUGUGCCUUAUUGUUACUGGCCGAGAAGUUGGGAGGCUUACUUUGCAGGAAGCUAGUAUCAGUUUCUUCUUCACGUAAUGGCCACUCUGUAAAUACGUAUAGGACAUCUUCUAACAUUUAUCGUUGUCUUAUUUUAAGCAGCAUUUCUUUGGCUAUCUUACCGUUUUGUGGUAUGAUACCGGAAUUGUUGCCGUAUAACAUUCCAUUAUCUCAAGUAGCCAUUGGUAUACUGAUAUUUUGCUUCUCUGCCUUUUCGUCGUACCCCAAGUCUGCAAUUUCAUCAUGUAUGCACGCUUCCAUUUUAAGCCAUCCACUUUCGUAUAAAAUAUUCGAAUUUGCUGGUGUGAUGUUAAUCAUGUGGGAUGUAUUCCUGAUGUUUUCUCUACCGGUAUUUCUUAACCGUACGGUUGGCCAUUUCGACAUAAAGGUUGCAUACCUUACCAUUGCAUUUUUCUAUGUGCUCCACGCCGGUUACCACAUAUUUACAGGUGUUGGAUUACGUAGUUUAACUAUGGAACCUAGGGGUGUACUGUUUUAUGGCCCUUUAUGGGCUCCUUUAAACAGACCAUAAU